CAAGCCGCGAUUCGCGAUCCCGUCUUCAGCUCCAGGACCUCGCGCCGAGACCUUUUCCAUGGCGACCCCCGAGUACGACUAUCUCUUCAAGCUGCUGCUCAUCGGCGACUCAGGUGUCGGCAAGUCCUGCCUGUUGCUGCGCUUCGCGGAUGAUACCUACACGGAGAGCUACAUCAGCACCAUCGGCGUGGAUUUCAAGAUCCGGACCUUGGACCAGGACUCCAAGACCAUCAAGCUGCAGAUUUGGGACACCGCCGGCCAGGAGCGAUUUCGCACCAUCACCAGCAGCUACUACCGGGGCGCCCAUGGCAUCAUUGUGGUCUACGAUGUCACGGACAAGGAGUCCUUCAACAACGUGAAGCAUUGGGUCCAGGAGAUCGACAAGUAUGCCGCCGACGGGGUGAACAAGCUGUUGGUGGGCAACAAGUGCGACCUCUCCUCCAAGAAGGUGGUGUCCUACGAUGAGGCGAAGGAGCUGGCGGAUAGCUUUGGGAUCCAGUUCAUGGAGACCAGCGCGAAGAACGCCCACAACGUGGAGCAGGCCUUUCAGACCAUGGCCCGCGAGAUCAAGCAGCGCGUCGCCUCCCAGCCCCAGGCGAAGAGCGGCGCCGGCAGCACGACCAUCGGCGCCGGCCGCCCCGUGCAGCAGGGCGGGUGCUGCAAGUGACUCCACGAAAGCACCGAUCGCUGUGCGCGAGGCACGCCGUCAAUUCAAGGUGGACACAUGCAGAAGGAAAAGCCCACGCCGAGCGAACACGCCGCGCUCCGAAGCCCGUGGAAAGCCACGGAGCCGAGCCGCGGUGUUUUGCAGACGUGGCGAACUGAACACGGGGGAACUUCAACUCACUUUCCA
Effrenium voratum is the source of this 853-nucleotide messenger RNA. The record is from the annotation of a GenBank genome assembly. Lineage: Eukaryota; Dinophyceae; Suessiales; Symbiodiniaceae.